UGUCUGAAAGUUUCAGCAUUAAUAGCAGACAGAAGUCGGUGGGCAAACAGAAGUUGUGGCCAGUUAGAGCAGGGAAACAAACAGGGGUCAAACAUUAAGGCUUUUGUCUGAGACCCAGAGCUAGCUGCGUAGCUAUUAGGUGUGUGCAGGUAAGCUAGCUGUGUGUGAAGAUGAGGCUGAGCGGUGUGCUAGUGUGUGUGCUCCUGCUUUGGGUUGAGGGGUGCUGGGGGGACACUCCGGCCAACUGCACCUAUGAGGACCUGCUCGGGACAUGGGUGUUUCAGGUGUCCAAAGGAGGACACGACAAGAACAUCAACUGCUCUUCUCUAGCCACGGUUGAGAGCACAGUGACUGUGACCCUGGAGAAACUGUCAGUGGCCACAGACGAGCUGGGGAGCACCGGCUUCUUUACCCUCAUCUACAACCAGGGCUUUGAAGUGGUCAUUAAUGGCUACAAGUGGUUCGCCUUCUUCAAGUACACUGAAGACGGGCCUAAGGUGACCAGCUACUGUGACCAGACCCUGCCGGGGUGGGUCCAUGAUGUCCUGGGAAACAACUGGGCCUGUUUUGUGGGGAAGAAGGUGAAAUCAGUACAACCCCAUUUAGAUUACAAACCACUCCUCAGCAGCAGGCUGCUCGAGAAGCCGUACAAACACAACCUGGACUUCAUUGAUCUAAUCAACUCUGUCCAGAACUCCUGGAAGGCUGCGGCCUACCCCGAGCAUGAGCUGUUAACGCUGAAAGAACUGCACUACCGCGCUGGAGGGCCCGCCUCCCGCAUCCCUCAGCGUGUUCGGCCUAUGCCUGCGAAAGCUGGUUUGGCCAAAAUGGCGGCCGCUCUACCUGAGCACUGGGAUUGGAGGAACGUUAACGGCGUCAACUUUGUUAGUCCUGUGCGAAAUCAAGCAUCAUGUGGAAGCUGCUACUCCUUUGCCACCAUGGGAAUGCUGGAAGCUCGCAUUCGAAUCCUCACCAACAACACCGACACUCCCAUCCUCAGCCCCCAGCAAGUGGUCUCCUGUUCUGAAUAUUCUCAAGGCUGCGACGGUGGAUUUCCAUACCUGAUUGGGAAGUACGUGCAGGAUUUCGGACUGGUGGAUGAGUCAUGCUUUCCAUAUAUUGGAAAGGACUCUCCGUGCGGUCUUCCUCAAAACUGCCACCGCAUUUACACCGCAGAGUACAGCUAUGUUGGUGGGUUCUAUGGUGGCUGCAGUGAGUUGGCUAUGAAGUUGGAACUGGUCAAGAAUGGACCCAUGGGAGUGGCCUUUGAGGUCUACCCUGACUUCAUGAACUAUAAGGAGGGCAUCUACCACCACACAGGCCUCAGAGACCCCUUCAAUCCCUUCGAGCUGACCAACCAUGCCGUGCUGUUGGUGGGUUAUGGACAUUGCCACGUGACUGGUCAGAAGUACUGGAUUGUCAAAAACAGCUGGAGCACCAACUGGGGCGAGGACGGCUACUUCCGGAUCCGCCGGGGCAGCGACGAGUGUGCCAUCGAGAGCAUCGCCGUCGCAGCAAACCCCAUCCCCAAACUGUAGACGGUCGGGAUGAGAGGCACAAUCAAUUCUUAUAAAUGUAAAACUAGGAAUUAGUUAAGGGCAACUUAUCUUUUGUGUUUAAUUUCACAUACUGUUUACCAAUUCGAUUUGGAUGGAAACUGUUAUUGUGUUCUGAAGAGCCAUGAAUUUCCAAUUUCAGCAAUCACUGAUUAACUGUGAAUGAUUUUAAUUUAAGCUUUAACUGCCAACACAAACCUGGAAACAAAAUGCAUUGAUAUGUACUUACAAAUCUUGAAUGGUAAUAAAGUACAAAAGAUUUGAUGCACACCUUUACUGCAGAUUUGAAGGGAUUUCAAUUCAAAGGGAACUGAGGAGUGUUUGUGUUCUAUGGUCAGGCGCAGGACUUUGAUUCUUCGUCUCAGGGAAGCAACUGUGCAGAAUUGCGAUGUCUUUUGUCCUUGCACCAAAUUGAAAAUGUUACUGCCAUGUUUCUCUGUGGAGCAUUUUAAAGGGAAUUCAUGAUCAAUCAGAAUAGGGAUUAAGUGAUUGUAUUGCCUUUUUAUUCUGAUUUGCACUAAUUGUUUUUACAUUUUGAUGGAAUAAAAGCAUUUAUAAAUGUA
Eleginops maclovinus (Patagonian blennie) is the source of this 2119-nucleotide messenger RNA. It is a transcript of the gene ctsc, whose product is annotated as cathepsin C. Gene Ontology annotation, cellular component: lysosome. The record is from RefSeq and is a predicted model, not a curated record. Bases 171 to 1538 code for a protein of 455 amino acids. Lineage: Eukaryota; Metazoa; Chordata; Actinopteri; Perciformes; Eleginopidae. Gene Ontology annotation, molecular function: cysteine-type endopeptidase activity. The transcript has 8 exons.